AUGAAGCCCGGAGUCGCGGCCGCGCUGGACGGCGGGCAGCAGCCCGAGGACGGGCCAGAGCAGCCCCCGCCCCGGAGACACCCGGACGCCGCUGAACAGCAGCCGCCACCGCCACAGGAGCUUAGGCGGCCGUGGGCAGACGCAGAGGAGGAGGAGGAGGGCGACCACCACCCAGAGGAGGAAGAGGAGAGGAAGGGACCUUUGAUGGAGUCCAGGAGAGGGGGCCGCGGAUUUAUAGGCUACAGCGUGGCUCCAGUGAGAAGGCAGUGUCCCCUAAUAACACAGAUACACUGUGGACCCCUAAACCCCCUACCCUCCUCUGCAAAGACUCCAGCUGCCCCUCCUGGGCUCUCUCUGAUGCCCCUGAGUGGGCUGCUCUGGUGGUGGUGGUGCUGCUGCUGCUGUGGAUUGGGAGCCCAGAUGUUGCGCCACCAGGGUCUCCUCAAAUGCCGCUGCCGCAUGCUCUUCAAUGACCUGAAGGUUUUCCUACUGCGGCGCCCCCCUCCAGGACCCCUGCCCAUGCACGGAGACUCACAGCCCCCUGGUUUGGCAGCCAACAACAACACCCUACCGGCUCUGGGUGCCGGAGGUUGGGCAGGUUGGAGGGGCCCUCAAGAGGGGGUUGUUAGGGAGACCCCUCCUCUGCCACCUCUGCCACCUUCUUCUGUGGAAGAUGAGUGGGGUGACCCAGCCACAGAGCCACCGGCCUCUCUGCUCAGCAGCACCUCCUCAGAUGACUUCUGUAAGGAGAAGGCUGAGGAUCGCUACUCACUGGGCAGCAGCCUGGACAGUGGUAUGAGGACCCCACUCUGCCGUAUCUGCUUCCAGGGGCCUGAACAGGGGGAGCUGCUGAGCCCGUGCCGUUGUGAUGGUUCUGUCAAGUGCACGCACCAGCCUUGCCUCAUCAAGUGGAUCAGUGAGCGGGGUUGCUGGAGCUGCGAGCUGUGCUACUACAAGUACCACGUCAUUGCCAUAAGCACAAAGAACCCUCUGCAGUGGCAGGCCAUCUCUCUGACAGUCAUUGAGAAGGUUCAGAUUGCAGCCGCCAUCUUGGGUUCUCUCUUCCUCAUCGCAAGUAUCUCUUGGCUCAUUUGGUCGACCUUCAGCCCCUCAGCAAAGUGGCAGCGCCAAGACCUCCUCUUCCAGAUCUGCUACGGGAUGUAUGGCUUCAUGGACGUGGUGUGCAUAGGUCUCAUCAUCCAUGAGGGACCCUCUGUGUACCGCAUCUUUAAACGGUGGCAGGCCGUCAACCAGCAGUGGAAAGUGCUGAACUAUGACAAGACAAAAGACCUGGAGGAGCAAAAGUCAGGAGGCAGGACCAACCCCCGGACCUCCUCAUCCACCCAGGCCAAUAUCCCCUCCGAGGAGGAGGCUGGGAGCACCCCUGCCCCUGAGGAAGGACCCACCCGGGCUGCCAGCCACCCCUCAGGCCCUCUGUCCGAUCACCACUGUGCUUACACCAUCCUUCACAUCUUGAGUCAUUUAAGGCCUCAUGAACAUCGAAGCCCCCCGGGCAGCCGCGAGCUCGUCAUGAGAGUCACAACAGUGUGA
This is a messenger RNA of Chrysochloris asiatica (Cape golden mole), 1551 nucleotides long. It is a transcript of the gene MARCHF4, whose product is annotated as membrane-associated ring finger (C3HC4) 4, E3 ubiquitin protein ligase. Gene Ontology annotation, molecular function: ubiquitin-protein transferase activity; zinc ion binding. Lineage: Eukaryota; Metazoa; Chordata; Mammalia; Afrosoricida; Chrysochloridae. The record is from RefSeq and is a predicted model, not a curated record. Gene Ontology annotation, biological process: protein ubiquitination.